Procambarus clarkii (red swamp crayfish) is the source of this 1254-nucleotide messenger RNA. Its product is annotated as four-domain proteases inhibitor. NCBI's taxonomy places the organism in Eukaryota, Metazoa, Arthropoda, Malacostraca, Decapoda, Cambaridae. Gene Ontology annotation, biological process: multicellular organism development; cell differentiation. The record is from RefSeq and is a predicted model, not a curated record. Gene Ontology annotation, molecular function: protein binding.
CACUUAGAUGGGCGUGACGUCACCAUUAACGUUAUCAGGGCUCCAUAUAAACAUGUGAUCGUCUCGUUCCUCUUCACUUUCGCUUCAAACUUCACUCCCUACAGUUGAGCCGCUGCUGCUCUUCAUUUCACCCGUCUACGCCUUAUUCAGAUUGUGUGGAGACAAGAUGGCGCCCCGUGCUACUCUCCUGCUGGCGGUGAUGCUGGUGGUGCUCGUUGCCCUCGCCCAGGGUACAAGUCCUACGCGUCCAGUGGGAAGGUUAUGUGGACGGUACUGCGGCAGGAACUUGAGACCAGUGUGUGGGAGUAAUGGGCGGACUUACGGAAAUGCUUGUUUAUUGGAGAAUGCCCGUUGCGCUGACAGCUCCAUCAGCCUUCACCACGAAGGAGCAUGUACAGAAAGAAGAGAAGGAGGAACAAGGAGGUUGUGCGCCCGCUACUGCGGCAGUAUUGCUCAACCCGUGUGUGGAUCUAAUGGGGUGACCUACUACAACCAGUGCAUGCUUGAGAUUGCUCAGUGCAACGACGACACUCUUGUCCGUGCCUCUGAGGGUGCAUGCGCAGAAUAAACUUGGAGGAGCGAGUGAUCGAUUGCCCCUAUUGACCAGACGCGUUGCAUGGACAUUCUGGUGAUAAAUUUAGCGCAGUAGCUGAUCUCAUUUCAUUACAAAACUUGAUACUGAAGCAUAUCUACUUGCAAGUACUAGAGAGUACCGUAAUUAUUUUUUUGCUUCAUAACUGUGGUGUGAAAAUAUUUGUUAAUCUAAUUGCAUCGCUAGAAAAAGAAAUUUGUUUUUAGAUUACGAAAUUUCAAACUGUUAUCAUGACCUAACCAAAUCUAUAUUAGCCUGCCAAUAACUAGGCUAAGGUAUAGGUAACAUCAACUAGUUAGGUAUCAGUUAAGGUAUAAGGAACAUCAGUUAAGAGCAAAUGCCUCUGGAUUAUCUCCAGGACUGUGCCGAUAAUUAAGACAGAUUUUAUAUGUCAGGCCUAUGUCAUAAACAAAACUUUAAGACUUAGCUUUAUCUUUCAUAUUUCAUUACUAUCUUUCUAGGUCUAUGUUUAAGUUGUUACAUAUCAGUACUAUCGUCUUUUACUAAUAGUUUAAUUACAUAUUAAAUAAAUAUAUGAUAUUAUAAUAUAGACCAAUUUCUCACUACCACCAGCCACACUUACUGCUGGAAUAUUUUACUAUAGUAUAUUAUCCUUUGGGAAAUUUUAUUAUCCCAAAUUAUUAAAGUUUUAGUAUUUUAAA